Molecule: messenger RNA, 1244 nt
Organism: Paramormyrops kingsleyae
Lineage: Eukaryota; Metazoa; Chordata; Actinopteri; Osteoglossiformes; Mormyridae
Source: RefSeq, a predicted model, not a curated record
CUAAACUGAAUCCUAUCAGUGUUCGUGGUAAAAUGGCAGAAGCCAGUAUCACAGGGAAUCAGAACCAGUUAAGCUGUCCGAUCUGUCUGGAUCUACUGAAGGAUCCGGUGACUAUUCCCUGUAGACACAGUUACUGUAUGAGAUGCAUUAAGAGCUGCUGGGAUCAGGAGGAUCGUCUUGCAGUUUACAGCUGCCCCCAGUGCAGAGAGACCUUCAUUCCCAGACCUGUUCUGGGCAGAAACAUCAUACUGGCUGAAGUGGUAGAGAAACUGAAGAAGACUGGACUACAAGCAGCUACUCCUGCUGACCAUUAUGCUGGACCUGGAGAUGUGGAAUGUGAUUUCUGUACUGGGAUAAAACACAAAGCUGUCAAGUCCUGCCUGGUGUGUCUGGCCUCUUACUGUGAAACUCACCUCCAGCCUCACUAUGAGUCUCCAGCUUUUAAGAAGCACAAGCUGGCUGAUGCCACUGGACGUCUGCAGGACAAGGUCUGUUCCCACCAUGACAAACCCCUGGAGGUCUACUGCCGUACCGACCAGCAGUGUAUCUGUCUGCUGUGUGUGAUGGAUGAACAUAAAGGCCAUGAUACAGUUUCAGCUGCUGCAGGAAGGGCAGAGAAACAGGUCAGGCCAGAAGUAUUCUUAUAUAAUUCCUGAUUAAUUGAUUGAUUGAUUAAAUAACUUAAUGAAGUAUUGAUAAGCCAUAUGAGCUCAGCACAGUCAGCAGUGGAGGACAGUGAGAAGAUCUUCACUGAGAUGAUAAGCUCCAUUGAGAGAAGACGCUCUGAGGUGACAAAGCUGAUCAUAGAUCAGAUGAAGGCUGCAGUGAGUCAGGCUGAAGGAUACAUGGAGAGACUGGAGCAGGAGAUUGAUGAACUGAAGAGAAGACACUCUGAGCCAGAACAGCCUUCACACGCAGAGAGAGACACUUAUGUUAGAAUGCUGUUCAUAGACUUCAGCUCAGCAUUCGACACCAUCAUCCCCCAAAGGCUCAGCAGGAAACUGAACGAGCUGGGACUGAGCACCUCUCUGUGUAACUGGAUCCUGGACUUUCUGUCAGAGAGGCCUCAGUCCAUCCGUAUCGGCGACAAAAUUUUCAGCACCAUCAGACUGAGCACAGGAAUUCACAUCUCAGACGACCUCACCUGGACCACCAACACCACCUCCAUCACCAAAAAGGCUCAGCAGCGUCUUCACUUCCUGAGACGAUUGAAGCGGGCCAACCUCCCUCCUCCCAUCCUCUCC